Clonostachys byssicola is the source of this 4701-nucleotide messenger RNA. Lineage: Eukaryota; Fungi; Ascomycota; Sordariomycetes; Hypocreales; Bionectriaceae. The record is from the annotation of a GenBank genome assembly.
AUGGCACCCUCGCAGAAGAGAAAGCCAAUUGAGGACGAUUUCAUCCAUACGCUCUCCGACAACGAUGAAUUGCCUUUUGGAGAGGAAAUAGAAGAGGGUCAGGCCUCUUCUGAGCGUCCUCGAAAGAAGGCCAAGACGGGCAAGAAGUCGAAGAAACAGGCCCAGCGCGAUGCCUCGGACGACGAGGACGAAGAAGAGCCAGAGGGAGUCUGGGGCAAGAACGAGGACGACGAUGGCGCCAUGGACUCGGACUUUGAGUUCAUGGCCGACGACGCUGGUGAAUUCGCCAGUGAAGAGUUUGAGGGCUGGGGCUUUGACGGAGCCAAGAGUGGAAUGAAUGCCGACAAGAAGGGGGUGGACCUGGAUGAGAUUAUCAGGAGAAGGAGAGAAAAGAAGCUUGGAAAGUCUGAGGAGGAAGCUGCGGAAGACGUCGAGGAAGAUCAAGAAAACGACAUGGAAGUCGACCUCGACGACGACGAUGACGAGGUUCUCGCGGACGACGCUUUUGGUAUGAACGCCCAAUCCGAGGACGAAGAGGAGGAUGAUGCCGAAGAAGGCGACGAGGAAGAAAACGAGGAAGAUGGGUCGGAGGAAGAGGAUGACGAUGAGGCAGCCUCGGAUAACGAUUCUGUUGCUACACCUGUGAAUCACCCCGACGAUGAAGGGUCCAGCGACGAGGAGGACGCAGAGGAGGAAGCGAAAAGAAACGCCUUCUUUGCGCCCGAGGAGAAGGAUACAUCUGGCAAGAAAGCCGAUACCUCCUCGUUCCAAGCCAUGUCGUUGUCUCGACCCAUCCUUCGCGGUCUCACCAACGUUGGAUUUUCCAAGCCCACACCCAUUCAAGCCAAGACGAUACCAAUUGCCUUGAUGGGAAGAGAUCUGGUGGGUGGCGCUGUUACUGGUUCAGGUAAAACGGGUGCCUUUGUUAUCCCCAUCCUGGAGCGAUUGCUGUACAGACCAAAGAAGGUCCCUACUACCCGUGUGGUCAUUCUGACACCCACACGUGAAUUGGCCAUCCAGUGUCACGCUGUCGCUACAAAGCUUGCUUCUCACACCGAUAUCAAGUUCACAUUAGCUGUGGGUGGUCUGAGCCUCAAGGUCCAAGAGGCGGAACUACGAAUGCGCCCCGACGUUAUCAUCGCAACGCCCGGUAGAUUCAUCGACCACAUGAGGAACUCUGCCAGCUUCAACGUCGACACGGUGGAAAUCCUCGUGCUGGAUGAGGCUGAUCGAAUGCUGGAAGACGGUUUCGCGGACGAACUGAACGAGAUCCUGACCACCAUCCCCAAGUCUCGCCAGACAAUGCUGUUCUCCGCCACCAUGACUUCAACUGUCGAUCGUCUUAUUCGCCUGGGAAUGAACAAGCCCGUUCGUUUGAUGGUGGAUUCGCAGAAGAAGACGGUCGGCACCCUGGUGCAGGAGUUUGUUCGGUUGCGUCCGGGCCGAGAGGAGAAGCGACUGGGCUACCUUGUGCACCUUUGCAAGACUCUUUAUACGGAAAGAGUAAUUGUAUUUUUCCGCCAGAAGAAGGAGGCGCAUCAAGCUCGAAUUAUCUUCGGUCUUUUGGGCAUCUCUUGUGGAGAACUUCACGGUAGCAUGAACCAGACGAUGCGUAUUACGAACGUCGAAAACUUCAGAGACGGAAAGGUCACUCAUUUACUGGCUACAGAUCUGGCCUCUCGUGGUCUGGAUAUCAAGGGCGUGGACACGGUCAUCAACUACGAGGCCCCCCAGUCGCUUGAGAUCUACGUCCAUCGUGUCGGUCGAACAGCCCGUGCAGGACGCAAGGGUACCGCCGUGACGCUGGCGGCCGAGCCCGACCGCAAGGUCGUGAAGGCGGCCGUCAAGGCUGGAAAGUCUCAGGGGGCGAAGAUUGUGAGCCGAGUGAUUGACCCGGCCGAUGCGGACAAGUGGCAGGCUCAGAUUGACGAGAUGGAGGACGAGGUCGAGGAGAUUCUCCGCGAGGAGAAGACCGAGAAGCAUCUUGCGCAGGCAGAGAUGCAGGUGAGGAAGGGUGAGAACAUGAUUGAGCACGAAGACGAGAUCAAGUCUCGGCCAAAGCGAACCUGGUUUGAGACACAGGACGACAAGAAGUCUGCUCGGCAGGCAGGCCGCAAUGAACUGAACGGCCCCCGCGAGAAGCCGAAGCUCAAAGCUCCGACGAAGUUGAGCAACAAGGACAUGAAGCGCCUGGAUAACAAGGCCAUGAGGGCUGAGGGCCGAGAGUGGAAGAAGGGAAAGACGAGCGAGAGUGACAGCAAAGGCAAGUCGUCAAAGGGAGGGGCAUCCCGAGGGGGUAGGGGACGGGGAGGCGCUCGGGGAGCCGUCCGAAACCGGUAUCGCGAGAGCCUCUUCAGCUUCCGCCUCGACACCCUCCCCUCCCUGAAGCACAAGCUCCACCAGGUCAACCCCGGCGACAGAGGCUACAGGCGCAUGAGGAUCGCAGCCAUGGCCGGGACGCUCUACAGGAGCGGGCAGCAGGCGGUUACGGGCAUACGGGACCAGUAUGCGCAGACUAGGACGGGCGGGGACGGGACCUCGGAUACGAACAGCAUACCGCACAUACCGAGUGCUUUCCCAGAUGUCGACAUUGUGACGAGGGAGGGCCAACAGAUGAUGCUGUUCCCGUCGUACGCUAAGAAUCACAUUAAGAAGGACUGGAGUAGAAUCACAGCGCAACAAGCACAAACUCCAACUGCAGGAUUGUCGGAGGAGGACUACUGGAGGCAGGAAUGGGAACGGAACGAGGACAAGAGGGCCAUUGUGGAUGUGGACGUGCGAGGCUGGGUUUACUCUCCCUUGGUAGGGCCGCUGACGAGGCGCAAUCGCAUGCUGUUGGGUCUUGCCCGACAACUCAGCGGCAUCACGGCCCCGAGAGGAGACUCGGCCGGCUACGAUACCUCAGGUGGGCUCCCUCAAACUCAAGAAGAGCAGGAGCGGAUUAAGAGGGAGGCAGCACAGAUUGAGCGAAUAGGCCAACAAGAGAAGCGAGUGGCGUAUAGAGGUGGCUAUAGCGAAAACCCUCAGCAGGGUCUGGCCGAGCCACCCAGCCUCAGAGCACGGAGCGAAGCCUCAGAUUCGAUGCCGCCGAGCCCGAGUCAGACUGCGACGCAGUACACUACGGGACCUGUCGAGAUGACUGAAGCAGAAUUAAUUGCGGCCAAUGCAAAUCUCCUCGCGCGCGUUGCGCCGUUCAUGACGAACCCGCUCGUGGCAUCGCCCAUCACCGUCUUCUUCUACAACGACACUAAAUCCCAGUCUCGGACGGUCAUGACCAACGAUGCCGGCCACUUCGCCAUGAGAGCCCCGCUCGACUUUGUCCCGACGCAUGUCCGAGUAUUGGCAAACGAAGACCUGUCCGCCAUCCAAGCCAUCAGGAUCAUUGAGCCAGAAGGCGUGUCAAUAAUUAGCGACGUCGAUGAUACUAUCAAGGUUUCGAACAUCUCAGGGGGCGCCAGGGAGAUAUUUAGAAAUGCAUUCGUGAGAGAUCUAUCUGAGCUGACAGUUGAAGGAGUCGUCGACUGGUACAAGGAGAUGGCGGCCCUGGGCGUCAACAUACACUACUGUUCCAACAGCCCCUGGCAGCUCUACCCUGUCCUUUCCACCUUCUUCAAGCUCUCUGGCUUACCACCGGGUUCACUGCAUCUGAAACAGUACACCGGCAUGCUGCAGGGCAUAUUCGAGCCUGUCGCGGAGCGAAAGAAGACCACUCUCGACAGGCUUAUGAGAGACUUUCCUCAAAGGAAGUUUCUCCUCGUGGGCGACAGCGGAGAGGCUGACUUGGAAGUGUAUACGGAGCUGGCCACAGCCAACCCAGGCAGGGUCCUGGCUAUUUUUAUCCGGGAUGUGACGACACCCGAAGUGACAGAUUUCUUUGAGCCUUCAAUUGGCCGGAAAAUGUCGAACAUUUCGCUGGCCAGCGGGCCGACGAGACCCCAGCCCUCGCGGCAGAACUCGGCCAUGCAGACGCCCCGAGAAUCACCAAGAUCAAGUGGCCCGCUCAUGGGCGACCUGAUAGAUCUCUCUGAGGAGCCGCAGCCCAAGCGCAACAAUGCAUCUGAGCUGCUGGCGAAGAAGGUGCCGCCCCCAAGACCUGCGAAGCCGACGGCAUUAAGGAGUACGCCGUCUCAAGUUGGCUUGAAUGAGAAUGCCGGCUUGGGUGUGACUACGGACGAGGAGAAGCCACCGCCGCUUCCUGCCAGGAAACCCGUCCCCGGACAGCACCCGCUAGCUAAUAUGCAAAACUCUUCAGAGCAGACCAUUGGGAGGAACUCGAAUUCAAGUGGUAAGCAGGCGCCGCCGCCGCCUCCGCCGCGCCGGCGUCCAUCUAGCUGGAAGAGCCUGAGCCCCAAAUUUUCCUCCACGGGCCGGACCUUCUCAAACAACAAUUCAGACGUCGACUAUGAUCCCCUCCCGCCGCCGUCGACCGCACCGCAGCCGUCAUUCAGCUUCUCCCGGAUGCCGACGCGGUCUCCCACCACAUCUCCACCGGGCUCGCCACCGCUGGGUCCACAGGGCGCGCUCAACAGGAAGGUAGAUCUGUGGAAUCGACGGCUCGCUCGGGCAGAAGAUCAGCUCGCCCAGCUGGGAGUGAAGCUGUAUACGUGGCGGCGAGGCCAAGACGUGGUAGAGGAGGCUGCGGGCCUGGUCAGGAAGGCCAAGGAGGAGAUGGAGACGAGUAGGAGAUUUACGUCUCGGUGA